Messenger RNA from Seminavis robusta, 1104 nucleotides. The record is from the annotation of a GenBank genome assembly. NCBI's taxonomy places the organism in Eukaryota, Bacillariophyta, Bacillariophyceae, Naviculales, Naviculaceae.
UGUCGAUAAACUUCGAUGAAGCGCGGUUCCGCUCCUCCCUCGGGGUGCUUUUUCCUUUUCUUCUCUCCUUCUCCAUGGUCUCACUCUGCGGAGGGUUGCUAAUUUUUCGCACCUCGGACUCUCUUCUGUUUUAUAGCGCUUUUGUGGUUACGUUCCUCGUAUCGUUACCACCUUUGUAUUAGUGAAGUAGAAGCAGUACUGUUCGAGUGAUUAGUCGCAGAGACGAUGAGAUUUUUGAACUUGUUGUUAGCCGUCUGCAUCCUUGGUGUUGCGCUGAAGCCAAUCAGUGUUUUCGCCAAGCGAGCCAAUGCAGACACAAAAGCCAAACAAGCAAGUAACCUAGCACAGGGAGGAGGACAACUAGGAGAGGAGGAAACCGCGGAUGGAGGAGGAAAAGGACGAAUCGGAAAGUGGACGCUCGGUCUAUCCGGUUUAUUCAGCAAGAACAAGGACAAGGACAAGGACAAGAACGACGCUACUAGUAUGAUGCACAAGCAGGAACAACAGUUGCCUGGCGUAGCCGAUAGUGACGAGCAGAACCAGCAGAAGGGUGAUCACGAUUCCAGAACCAGUGGAAUCAAGACCACAAGCCAACCUGAUGCUGUGGACGCUCGCACCCGCGCCAGUGCUGAUGCCACCGCAGAUACCCAUGACACUGCCAACGUCAAGGGCUCUGCCAACAACAACGAGCAGAACCAGCAGAAGGGUGAUCACGAUUCCAGAACCAGUGGAAUCAAGACCACAUACCAACCAGAUGCUGUGGACGCUCGCACCGCUGAUGCCGGUGCUCAUGCUCAUGCUCAUGCCCAUGACACUGCCAACGUCAAGGGCAACGAGGGGAAACCGCUAAAGGGUGAUCAAGAUUCCAGAACCAGUGGAAUCAAGAUCACAAACCAACCUGAUGCUGUGGACUCUCGCACUGCUCAUGCCAAUGCUGAUGCAAUGCUCAUGCUAUGCCCAUGACACUGCCAACGUCAAGGGCAACGAGGAGAAACCGCUAAAGGGUGAUCACGAUUCCAGAACCAGUGGAAUCAAGACCACACACCAACCUGAAGCUGUGGACUCUCGCACUGCUCAUGCCAAUGCUGAUGCCAAUGCUCAUGC